AUGGACGAAGCGUAUUUAAAGUACUGUAACAGUAAAGGAAUGAUGCUCUCAUCUUCUCUCCCGGCUUCCAACGCCGGCAGCCCGGAAAUCUCCGGCCAUAAAAGAAGUCGCCUAGGACAAGAAGAGCCUCCUGAUGCGGGAGACAUGGUGAUGGAUGGGACGGAGGCGCCCAAGAUGUCUUUCAAAGAUUCCCUAUUGGGCAACUCAAAUGGAACAGUGCCGAACACAGGCUUUGAAGAAGACGAUCAGUUCGUCAUUGGAGACGAUGAUGUAACUCGGGUUUUUGAUGAUAUUGGACCUAAAAUAGUUUUCAAGGAACGAAUCAUGAGUCUAGUGGAGAAAAGCAUGGAAUCGACGGUGGUGGUAAAGCUUCUUGGCAGAUCAAUCAGCUACAAUGCCCUGCAAAACCGAUUAUGGGCCAUCUGGAAGCCAAAAGGUCAGUUGUUUAUGAUGGAUUUAGAUAAUGACUACUAUCAAAUCCGCUUCAAUAAUUUGGAUGAUUAUAAGCAUGCCCUUUCAGAGGGUCCAUGGACUGUGUAUGGCCAUAACCUCACCAUACAACCAUGGUCAAUUGAUUUCAACCCCCUGCAUCCCCAUCCGACCAGCGUAGUGGCCUGGAUCCGCAUCCGAAGCGUUCCAGGGGCUCUGUAUAAGGCUAAUCUUGUGGUUGCCAUAGGAGAGAUGAUCGGCAAGGUGGUUAAAAUAGACCCGAACACGAGCGCAGCUACUAGAGGUCGGUUUGCUAGACUUGCUGUCACGGUGGAUUUGUCAAAAUCUUUGAAGUCUCGAAUUUGGGUUAACGGCAAGCCGUAUGACAUAGAGUACGAGUCCCUCCCUCUAAUUUGUUACGGUUGUCGCCGCUAUGGACACCUCAAAACUGACUGCCCAGAUUUGAGGGAGAUGGAGAAGGAAAAAACUGAUAAGGAUUCUCAUAUCGAUGAGGUGGCGACAGCAACCCCUGAGCCUCGUGAAAAAUUCGGUCCUUGGAUGGUGGUUCAGAGAUCUGGCUGGAAUAUGUCCGAUAAGGUUUCCGAUGUCAGAGAUGCAAAUCUAUUUUCAGCUAUUGCGACAAACAAGGAGGAUGAACGAGAAAUUAGCAAUGAUAUGGAUAAGUUUGGAGCUAAUCUCGACUCAAUUGCUGAGCUGUCACUAGAAGAGUUUCUUGCUAUUAAGGAAAAACGCUCUGUAAAUGUGGAGCCCAAUGUUAGCUCCAAACAGGCUAAUAAAAACAAAUGGGUUAAGGAAGUUGGCCCAAAUCCGACCAAAAGGCUUAGCAAAGCCCAAUUGGGUAAGGGAACUAAGGUGCACAAACUGGCCCUUCACCAAGCCUAA
This is a messenger RNA of Salvia hispanica, 1332 nucleotides long. The record is from RefSeq and is a predicted model, not a curated record. Lineage: Eukaryota; Viridiplantae; Streptophyta; Magnoliopsida; Lamiales; Lamiaceae.